AUGCUGACUCGCGCCAUGGCAGUGGGCGUCUUGGCCCAGGGCUUCGUUGUUGCCGGAUCGCAUCUGUCGCCUGUCGACACUUUCUAUCCCUCUGGGCUCAAUGACACGUCGUACAUCAGCAACAGCGCGCUGGGGACCAAUGGAGGCAUCUACAGCGCUCCCGCCAACAGGGCCUCUCAGGGCUCUCCGUUUGGCGUCUACGACUACUGCUCCAUGCCUCAUCCCCGUGUGAAUGAGUAUGAGCUGCCCAAUGACCGUCACGCCAAGCUGGUGUAUCUCGAGUAUCUCCAGCGACACCAGAGGCGCACCAUGUACAACCUGGCCCCAGGUGGAGAGAACCAACCAUUUGACUGCUCCAGCUUUGAAGCCUUCUUGUAUGGAGGCGAAGUGCGCGGCACCUCUGGUGCUCAGGUCUUUGCCGACGUCUACACGGACCCGAGCAACCCGUUCGUGGAUGCUCUGCCGUACAUUAACUCGACCUGCUUCUUCCCUCAGCUGACCACUGGCGGCUUUCUUGAUGGUAUCCAGCACGGCAAGGACCUCUGGGCUCUGUAUGGCGGGAAGCUUGGCCUAAUCCCAUCCAGUCCCAACGACAAAGUCUGGCUACGAUCCAGCUCCUCAGCUCUCACCCAGCAGAGCGCUGGAGGCGUCCUGCGCGGUCUCUGGCCUCACUACUCUGGCGCUGUGCCUCUUCACCAGCAGCCCGGCCCCGACACCGUCAACAACGGCUAUGGAUGCAAUGCCAGAAACUCCAUUCUGUCGUCCAUUCAGUCCACCACCGAAUGGAACCAGCAUCUCAGCGUGACGGCUGACCUCAGGCAGUCUCUGGGAAGCAUUCUCGGCGCUACUAGCAGUGCGUGGCAGAGCACCUUUGAUCACUUCUCCGACAACUUCCAGGCCCGCCUUUGCAACGGAUACGAGCUUCCUUGCAGCUUCACCGACUCUUCCAAGUGCGUGUCCAAGAUCCAGGCCGAGGAAGUCUUCCGUGCUGGCGACUGGGAGUGGAACUACUACUGGCGCAACAACCCUCAGGCCGUCAAGUAUAUCCAGGCCACCGAGGGUCUCUUCAUCGGCGAGAUUGUCAACCGCCUCGAGGCCGUCUUGGGCAAGAAGCAAAAGUAUGUCUACGCACACACUUUCAUCCACGACGGUGAUAUUGGUCCCGUUUUGGGUGCUCUGGGAAUCAACCAGCUGAGAUGGCCUGCCAUGGGCUCCAACGUCGCCAUCGAGGUUUGGGAGACGACAGAAAAGUCGAAGAAGGCUUACUAUGCUCGCGUUCUUUACUCUGGCCACACACUGCAGAGCAUUCACGGCAGCCUCGACUGGAUCCCGCUGAACCAGUUGAUUGACAUUCUCCAGGUGUAUGUACCGGAGGACAUUAUCGCUCUUUGCAACUCAUAG
Trichoderma breve is the source of this 1401-nucleotide messenger RNA. RefSeq lists its product as uncharacterized. The transcript is spliced from 2 exons. The record is from RefSeq and is a predicted model, not a curated record. Bases 1 to 1401 code for a protein of 466 amino acids. Lineage: Eukaryota; Fungi; Ascomycota; Sordariomycetes; Hypocreales; Hypocreaceae. Gene Ontology annotation, biological process: dephosphorylation. Gene Ontology annotation, molecular function: phosphatase activity.